AUGCAAAGCCUCAGGAAGGGGAGAGAGACUGGCUCCCUUGCUUGCCUCCCUCCUCGUACCUGCCACACCAAGUCACCUCUACCGGCUACGUCGCCGGCUUCAAAAAGACAGCGAGACGGCAGCAUCUACGAGGGAGCAGGCUGUCCUAACAUGCGAGAGGACUUGAGCGACGAGGACGUGAAUCGCCUCAACAACGUGCGAAAGCAGAUAUGGGCGGCAGGAUAUACGGGCUUUUUCUUGGGCGGUGCCUGGGGCUUGGCCAAUUGCGUCAUCUAUAAAGCGUUACAAGCGAAAGCAGUCGAGCAUUUUCCGAAGCAAUCGGCCAUCAAGUCCUUGCCCGUCUUGCAAAACAAGCACUACGUCAUGUGCACGCUAGUGGCCGGGGCGACGGGGAUGUUUUUGGGUGCUGGCAUGGGGGGCAUCAGAGGAAACGAAGAUCUCCGAGACAUCUACGAUAGAAGAACCGGUGGGGGGCUGACGGAGCAGCAGGAAACGCCGGCAUUGCCGAGCCAUCUGCCGCGCGACGCCCCCGAACACCACGUCGCGAAGGCGUCCGCCGAUAGCCACGCCAGACGGAUGGAAGCGAUAAGAUUGAAGAGACAGCAAGACAAGGCAGAGCGUGACGGGACUUUCAAGUCGGGCAAGUUCAGAGCUUGGUAGUAGAAAACCUCGCAGCAGAGCAUCCUCAGAUUUUGUCCAGACUUCCGAGGCUUGGUGGUGCGCCUCUCGAGAGUGUGUGCGUGUUUGCGUUAGUCGUGAGUCUCCGUCGGGGCCGAGACACUUGCAGCGGCGUCUUUUUCGAGAAUUCUGUUCGUGGAAUGAGUUUCUUUUGGAGCGACGCAAGCUCUCCCUUGUUAUCAACUUGUAUUAGGCCACGUGUGCCGUUACCGUAGACACGUCGUUAUUUUCUGUUUGUGUCGGGUACAAAGUUGGUCCUAACGUUGGGCGUUCUCUUGUCCUCCAGGCGGCCUUGCGCGGGCUCUCGUGUAGUUUUGCAAUCACAAUGAUGGGCUGGGGCGGUUUUUCGCACAGCAACUCUGGCUAUGCCCAAACUUGGUAACGCUGGAGGGCGUGAUAUUUCUGAUACUGCUGUUCAAGCUUGGCAUUAUACCUAUUUUGUGUGUGCGUCCCUUCGUCGCGGGACGAUGGACUAAAAGCUUUCUAGUAGGACCGUUAAGGGUGUGGCAGUGCUUGAGUGCAAGUGGGGUGUGUGUGAUGUUUGUACACGACAGGUCAAUCGAAUGCAAGCGAACACCGCGCAGAGGUCCGGAAGCUUCCAUGUUAUGUGUAGGAAGAAGGUUGAGGGCAGAUGGAAUGUAUGUUGCCCCGCCCUCGGCAGUAUCGUACGGCUAUGUAUAUCUGUUGCCUUAUGAAUUCUGGCGUGGCAUAGAAUAUCCUUCAAUGAAAGGAAAUGAUUUUGAAAGUCA
This is a messenger RNA of Ectocarpus siliculosus, 1427 nucleotides long. Lineage: Eukaryota; Phaeophyceae; Ectocarpales; Ectocarpaceae. The record is from the annotation of a GenBank genome assembly.